Molecule: messenger RNA, 1862 nt
Organism: Bombus pascuorum
Lineage: Eukaryota; Metazoa; Arthropoda; Insecta; Hymenoptera; Apidae
Gene: Osi10b
Exons: 2
Coding region: 769-1671 (300 amino acids)
Source: RefSeq, a predicted model, not a curated record
GUUUCACGUGUCUCGUGUGACGUUCCGAACCUUAUUCUUCGAACGUGCUAACGAACCAUUAUUACGUUAACACGAAUCGAUAUUUAUUCAAACACUGCUUUCUUCCAACAUAUCCACUCUCUAUCGGUCCACGUCAAUAUAGACUAUCGUCAUUCUUACAAUUAGUUUUAUUCGUCCUUCGUGACAGAAUUUCUCUUCGUUGCUUCCCGACCGACGUUCUGACAGUCUAACGAGAUUCGCCUCUCGUACUCUCGAAAUUGACCUGCUCGGGUGCAUCCGGUGUAUCGAGGGACCCUCGAUCUCUCGUACGAAAUGAAAAGAGCCAGACGUACUUUCGCUGCUCGUAAGAUCCGCCGAGUGAAACCGAUUGUUCCGUCGCGUGUGAACGCCCCCUUGGCGCCUAUAUAGUCGACUGAUCGUGGGUGUUGGAUCAACAGUAUUGUUUUGGAACCCGGUCGCCUUACUUCCACUUCGUUCUAUGUUCCUAUCUUAAGAAAUUUUCCAUCUUCACGUGAUUUCCUUCCUUCGACGAUGAAAAUGACGACGAAUAGUUUCGUUAGGUGAGAGUAGACUACCUUGAGGGAAAAUGGAUCGAUCGUACGUUCGAUAAAUUUACUGAAACACGAACUCUUCUACGCAGAAUGGAACGAUCGGCCUAGUCGCAUCCAGGAAACUUCCGUCGCGGAAAAAUCCAUACGAAAACUUUAUCAACUUUCUCUACGAUCUUCUAAAAGCUUUGUUCUCAUUUAUGAAACCCAUAUCGUUGUCAUGAAGCACGGAUUGAGAAGCUUGUGUCUUUUAAUUUUCAUUUCCACGGGUAUCACAGCGAUCAUGGAGCCAAUCGAGGAAUCAAUCUUGGCUAGCGAAGAUCCAACCAGCUUCAACGAAGCUUUUACUGCCUGUUUGGCUCGGAAAGAAUUUGGGACCUUCGAAUGUGUCAAUCGUGGUGCCCUAAGUGCUCUUCAAUCGCUUAAUCACAAGGAUGACCUGGAUUUUGGAAACGUGCAUUUGGAGAGGGCAGACGGUCAAAGUAGACAACUUCUAGAUUGGGAUUACGAUCCAAAGGAUUUUGGGAACAUCGUGGAAGCGACGACUAAAUUGAUCGAACGUAGAAGUCUUAAAUGGAAUUUAGAUAACCUGUAUCCAGGAUUGCAGUUGCGAGCUGGACCGAUGUUAAAUGGGAAUGGGAUUAUGGAAUUCGUCAUCAAUGAAAGAGCAACGUCUUUUGGUGAUAGGCAAGCUGGUCCAGGAAGGCAAAUGGUGAGACACCUGCUGCUACCGUUCCUCCUAGGCUUCAAGUUCAAUUUGGCUUCUCUUAUUCCAUUGCUAUUUGGAUUUUUGCUGAUACUCACGAAGAAAGCUUUAUUAUUGACGAAGGUAGCACUGGUGAUUAGUGGUUUGUUGGGUUGGAACUCUUUGUUGUCUGCUGGUUCGUCUCAUUAUCCAGGGGGAGGAUUCCAUACGCAUGGACACGAGAUACCAGUCGGAGGAUUUCCGUACUACGAGCAUUAUAAUUUCCAUCAUAGACCGUAUAGGGUAUUUCAGGGCAACGACUUCGAACCGUACAGUCAGCAUGUGAUUAGAGAGGUCGUCGACGUUCACGAUAACACAGAGGAAGUGGGGAAGAACAAACGGAAUGGCAAGAAUUUCGUCUGGGUAAAAAGUAGCUGAUGUGGCCAUUCAUGCUUUCUAUUACUGUGAUCGAUGUGGUAAUAUCUCGUAAAAAGUUGACUUCGUUUGAACGUUUUUACAUAAUGUAGUCUGGAAAAUGAAGAAACAUUUAAAUUCACACGAUAUUGCACAGUAUUAUAUACCCGUCGCUACUGACAGGAUGUAUUUAUUCAAUAUUACUACCUUUUCCA